GCCAGAUGGCUGUUUCUAUCACAGCCACCAACCCCCCUCCCUAGCUACGUGUUGAUUCGGAUCGUACAGAAAAGACCAAGACCAUGAUAUAGAGAGAAGCCUCCUUCCCCGACGUCAUAAUUCACGCUAAAGGGCGGUGGUAGCUCUAGGGUUCCGACUGUUCAACCCUUCACAACAGACGGUCCCAAAGCGACGACGGACAUCCUUGAUGGUUGUCAUUUACAAAGGUGGUGGUAGGGACGUGGCCGGCGGCAACCGUGGUGGAAACCGGUCAUGGAUAUGGGUUUUCCGCGGGAUUCCGGUACCGGAUCAAGUCUGCGUGUCCUUCCUUCUUUCAAAUACAGUUGCUUCCUACUUCUUUUUCCUUCAUAUUAUCUCCACCCUUCUUUCGAUCUUACCAUUCUUCACAGUUCAUCAGGUAUUAAUAAAUAUUCCUUACAACUCUUGAUUUUUUUUUUGUUGUUCAUUAAAAGAUUUGGGGUUUUGAUUAUGAUAAAUUUUUGCAGCUAUGUUCAUGAAUUUUAACGUAAUUUAGUAGUUGACUACCUGGAUUUUAGAGAGAGCCCAUAUAUCAACAUUCAUAAUUUGCUCAGUAUUUUGUGAUUCAAGUUGCCAUUGGCUUGCGAAACCUAGAAAUUUGAAAAAUAUUGCUCUGUUGUUGCAAAGAAAAAAUCUUUAUUAAUCUUGAGUAAUUGCACAAGCUAAAUGGUGAAACCGAAAAUACAACAGAAGAUCUGCAACAGAAAAUGCAGCAAGAACCACUAUUCGAAUGCUUGAAACUUUGAUUUGACUUGCUCAAGGUACAACUUUUACCGUCCUCUUCUGGCAGUUUUGACCUCUUUACUUAAUCUAUUUGGGUUGCAGUUGAUCUGAAACAGGCCACGUCAAUUUAUAAACACGUUGCAAGUUGCCCAAGGUUCAUUUUAGUUUAUAUAAUCUGCCAAGCAAAAAGUAUUAGCAUGUUGGGUCUACGCAGGUUCGAGACUAUUAUGUUUAAAUUGGAGGUGUUAGAUCAUAAGGCUAGAGAAAAAGCAGGAGUUAUAACUCCUACAUUUGGAGCACCUAUACCUGUACUUUUGACAUUUGAUGCUGCUGUUGAGGUAAAUCUUACCUUUAGUUGUAAGAUGACCUAACCCAUGCCCAUUUUGACCCGUUAUGACUUUCAUGUAUGAACCUGUUUUAACCCGGUUAAUCGUUAUGGCUUUCAUAUCUAAACUUGUUUCGACCCGUUAUGGCUUUCAUAUAUGAACCCAUUUUUACCCGUUAUGGCUUUCAUAUCUGAACCUGUUUCGACUGGUUAUGGCUUUCAUAUAUGAACCCCUUUUGACCCGCUAUGGCUUUCAUAUCUGAACCUGUUUCGACCCGCUAUGGCUUUCAUAUCUGAAGUUACGUGCUUACUUGCUUUUACUAUGGAUUGAAGCAUUAUGCUCCUGCUGACACUUUUAUGCAUAACUCCUUCAGAUUUUCUUUUGUUUCAUAACGAUGGGGGCAUUGAUAGUUGAUUACAUCUUAUUUGUCUACUUGAUAGGCCCUUCAAUCUUAUCAAUUAAAUACGGAGUUUUUCAGUCCAUAUACAAUUACUGGAAAGAAAAGCGGGAAAGAUGGCAAAAACCUGUUUUGCGGCGUUUGCAGCCACCUCCACCAGUUAACGAUACCAACCCAUACAACGUAUUUAGACCAAGGGAAAAAGCUCACAUACUUCACACAAGAAGAAUGCAAAGAACGGAAAACAACGUGCAGUCAUUUGAAAAGCUUCGUCAAGUUAGACGCAACCUUGAGCAAGCAAAAAGCUUGCUUGAGGCUUUAAUUAAGCGAGAGGAGAAAAAGAGAGAAGUUAUCGACAGUGAAGUCGCACUUUAAAGGAUCCAAUUAAAAUACAAGAUGUACACAUGUUGGCCAUUAAAUGAUAGGGUGCGGCUUUGGAUUCUAGCAUUACAUCAGUCGUUGAGUCAGAUUCGUUAAGUCAGAUCAUACUGGUGUUCGGUAUAGUUAUGUUUCUUAUAAUGUACAUCUGGAACUAUGGUAGUAAGCUCAAGUAUGAAAUAGAAUACAUGACGAGUUACUUGAAGCGUAAAAGAAAGCAAAGAUUUUGGCAGAGCAAGAUCUUAAGGUGGAGCAAAGAAACAGCCUCGACUUUUAAGUAUGGUAGUAAUUCUUUUUUCACAUGAUGAGAUCCAAAGCCUUCAUUCCCAAGGGGUGAUGAACCCGUAUACUCGGACCAAAGGGAGCAACGUGUGGACUCGGAUGUUAACUUGGACAAAAGCACCAACUUGUGGACUCGGACCAUAUUGACCGACACAUUGACUUAGAUGAAGGAGAGCAACUCGUUGACUCGCCAAAGGGAUCAAGAUGCGAACUUAGACCAAGGGGAGCAACCUGUGGACUCGAACCAUAGUGACCAUGUUCUGAUUUCUUGCAUAGUUGGUAAGCUGGGCCUAUUGAGCUAUAUGUUAUCAUUUCUUGCCAAGUACUCUGUUAUAUGUUUAUUUUGGGGUAAAACAUGAGAUUUAUUGCAUCACUUUUACAUCUUUUAUCAAUUGGAGUGACAUUCUUAAUAAA
Molecule: messenger RNA, 2559 nt
Organism: Helianthus annuus (common sunflower)
Lineage: Eukaryota; Viridiplantae; Streptophyta; Magnoliopsida; Asterales; Asteraceae
Exons: 8
Coding region: 1483-1860 (125 amino acids)
Biological process (GO): regulation of transcription by RNA polymerase II
Cellular component (GO): piccolo histone acetyltransferase complex
Source: RefSeq, a predicted model, not a curated record